UCUUGUAUUUCAUUCUUUUUUUUCUGGCUAAGAGCUGACACUACAGCAGAGCCCUAAAGAAUGUCCACAUGUUGCAAGCAUUGCGGAGUUAUAUUGAUUCUAAAAUGAGUACAUCCACUUUGAAGCUAGAAGGAUCCAGGAGUUUCCUGAAACAAAAGCACAAUUUAAUAGGAUCCAGAUCUUACGUUUCAAGCUGUGACCAUAGGAGGAACUACUGUGAAUGUUAGCUGGCUUCUCUAUUAGACAGAUCUGCCUGGGAGUCUUUGUUUCCUAGUUUUUUAGCCUUUAUCACAUUUGAAACAAUUUAGGAUGCAUAGUUUACUGGAAUGUCUUUUCCUGCUUCUGCUUGCCAUUUGCAAUAUCGUCUAUACUUCAUCAGAAAAAUCGUACAGCAGACAGAGGAUUUCAAUGGACACAUUACGGGCACCUUUGAAAGCAGGGAAUAAAAAACAUUCCAUGGAUAGUCAGAUACAGCCUGGCAAAUCUUUAAAUGGAACGGUGCCUUUCAUUAUAAAAGAUUUUGAUUUCUUGUCAAAGUGUGCUGGAAAAUAUCGUCUCUGGGUUAUCACAGCUCCUUCUUAUACUGAUCAAUAUUUUAAAAUGAUGGAAAAACAUAUUGAAGAUAUGCAGAAUGAGGAGUUUAACUGCAAACUUGCAGAAAGAGACACACUUCUUGUUACUCUGAUUCACAAUGCAAUGAUGGAAGGUAAACUUAGGAACGUAAGCAGCAAAGGAGAUGUGAAGGAAGAAAUAAUUGAUCAGGAUACAGUAACUAAACUGAUGCAUUAUUUGUCCUUCGAGGAAGGAAAUUUUGGCAUGUUAAUUUUAAAGAAAAAUGUGCAAGUUGGUGAACGAUUCCCUUACCCUGUGAGAAUUGAAGCAGUGCUAGAAAUCAUUGAUCAAUUACCUCUAAGAAAAGUGGAAAAACUAACAAGAAGAGGAUCGGUGGUAAAAUGUAAGACAUCCAAUGCUGCCUCUCAUAAAGGCCAGCGUCUCUCAAAGAGAAAAGUUAAAGUUGGUGGGACACCAACAGAUGAAGAAAGAUCAUCUGGUUACAAAGUCCAAAGGAAACAGAAGAAUAAAGAGGCACUUAAGACUAAAAUUCAAGAUAUUUUAAGAGGGAAAUCCAGGUUUGUUAUUAAGCGACGCCCAACUAUGGCAAGCCCAGUAGGUAAACUGCCACAGGUAAGAGGGAAGCCUUUUGUUAACCUUCAAACAAACAACUCUCGAGCUCAGUCUGCACUGCCUAUUAAUACCCUUGUAAACAUCCCUGAAAGCCAACAAAAUAAGAUCUCCAUCAGAGAAAGGAACAUGUCAGCUGAAUCGUCAAACUGGAGAAUUAACUUGGGAAUGCUGCUGCUCAAUUCAACUAAUGAAACUGAAGUUGAACUUCACCACAUGAGGACUGUUCAACAACCAGAGAAUAGCAGCUCAUCACAGGCAAAUGGAACCCCAGAAAGAAGCCACAAAAAGCAGAAGCAGCCAAGACCUGCUAUCCAAGCAAUUCCCACCAUCCUGACGACUGUGACCAAAGCACCAAACGCCCUGAAGGACAAAAAGCCAAAAAAACAUGAGCCAAAGGGAGACCAUAAAAUGUCAAAAGCUAAAUCUAGUAUGGAAAAAAGUGCAGAACUGGCAGAGACGGAUCAAAGCAGAAAAUUGGAGUCAGAAAAACAAAACAAAGGAAAAGGCAAGAAAAAAGGAAAAAAAGGUAAAAAGUCCCAACGAACAAGUGAAAUCCAAGGCAUGCUGGACUUUCUUGAACCCUGCUGCAGUAAACGGAGGAUUUUGGUCAUUACAUCACCCAGUCCUGGGAACCCUUAUUAUAUUCAACAAAGAGAUGCUAUUUUGGAAGACAACUGCGAACUAGCCCAAAGGAAAAUCACAAUUUUUACCCUUCUUGGAUCUGACAGCAAUUAUACUUUGAAAGUUGAUCACUACCAGCAGGGUGAUGAUGACUCUAUUGGCGCUGACCUCUCCAAGUCAAUUGAUAAGCAUCAGACUAUGCAGCUUCUCAGAGAACAUGGAAUGAUUCCUAACAAAUUUUUCAUGCUAUUGAUGGACAUUAACACCUCAUUAAAGCAUUCUUUUAAGGAACCAGUUACACUAAAGGUAUUAUUGAAACAAAUCGAUUCUUUCCCAUCAAGAGCAACUGAGAUCGCAACUGAAAAAAAGGAGCAGACAUCUUGCAAUAAGCCAGACAGCAAUGCCAUUACAAGUCGCUUUCUCUCAAGAUUUAAUUCAAAAAGAAGACUUUUAAUAAUUUCAUCUUCCAUGGGCGAAGACUACUCAUUUCAACAGCAAAUAACAGCAAUGAAUGGCCAGACAUGUAACCUUGGAAUUCGACAUUUUGCAUUACUGAAGUUAGUGGGAGCUGGUACAGAAAGUUCAGGAACUCUUGAACUAUUUCCACUAAAUGGAAAGAGUCAAACAGAAUAUGAAUUUUUAACUCCAGAAGCUGUGAAAGGCAUCAGAGAGCAUUUUAAGAUCAGCAAGGAGUACUUUACCAUGUUAACAGUUGGAAAGGAUGGAGCUGUCCUUGCCUGGUAUCCAACCCCUGUCUGGUCCAUGUCAAUUAUCUUUGAGGUGAUCGAUAACCUGCAAGAGAGACGAAAAGAGCAAGAGCUUCAAGAUUCAUUAGGAAUUCAUUGCCCAGAGGUGGAAUAUUUGGUUAGCUACCAUGAAUAUGAUGGGAAUGAAGAGCAUGACUAUAGCCAACAUUCCAUUGAUGACAAUUCAGACAAAUAACAUCAAAUGACAUGGUUCGCAAGCUUGAUGCUGGAGUACUUGUACCAGUGAAGUGGCUUGUAUUACUUUUUGCCACACGUUUAGCACAAAUCAGUUAAAUGGACUUCUAGCUUAACUUGAACAUGCUUGGUAAUAUUUUCUUCUUUCUACAUAUAUUGUGCUAAUCUUAAACUGUUCAGCAUGGAUUGUUUUGCUUUUCAGGAUAAUAUUAAAUGCUUGUGUAUUUUAUUGUA
This is a messenger RNA of Polypterus senegalus (gray bichir), 2981 nucleotides long. RefSeq names its product coiled-coil domain containing 80 like 2 (gene ccdc80l2). Bases 310 to 2748 code for a protein of 812 amino acids. Lineage: Eukaryota; Metazoa; Chordata; Cladistia; Polypteriformes; Polypteridae. The record is from RefSeq and is a predicted model, not a curated record. The transcript is spliced from 7 exons.